AUGGUAGACAAUAUUGAUAAUAGAGAUUAUGACAAUCUUGGUCCUGAUAUAGUGGUGUCGUCUCCCUUACGGCAGAGUGUAUAUAGUAGCAACAUACAAUCCGCGAUGGCUUUAAAAAAACAAUUACAAGAACAACUAAACGAAAACGCAAAUAAGAUUCAAAUGACUGCAGAACUAGGCGCCGCACUUGUAAAGCAACAAACCGAAUUAGAAAGUCAAAUACAAGAUCUAGAUAAAACUCACGGAGACGAAGUUCCUCAAGAAUUAAAAAAUAAAUUAAUAGAUCUCGAAAAAACUGCAAGAGCUUUAGAUGCAAAUGCUGCAAAAGUAUUUCUAGGCACUAAAGGACUUACUGAACCUAAUCAAACAAUUGCAUCACGAGAAUUUUGCUUAGAGUAUUUUGUCUUCGGAUUAUCAUCUGAACUUAUUGAAUGGAAUGCUGCCAUACAAAUAGAUCCAGAUGAGAAUAGUUUAAACGUAACAUCUGCCACAACACCUGCUGUAGCAGGAUCAAAACUUUCAAGACGUGAACGUAACAACGCAAAAGGUCGACAAAAGGAUAUAGAAUUUGCGACUGAAAUAGGGCAAGGCUUGUUGAUAGAAGUCAGACGUUUACAAGCUUUACUCCAAGAAAAAGAUGAGCGAAUAAAAGAACUUGAGAUUGACAAAUCCGAGUUAGAACGUACUAUUGAACAACUUAAUAAAACAAUAAGAACAAACAAAGAAUCUGAAGAACGGUUAAAUGAACAAAUUUGGUCACUUGAACUUACAAGACAGGAGCUUAGUAAUCAAAUAGAGGAACUUCAGCAACAACUUGUCAGAGCUCGUAUUGACUAUACAAAAAUCGAAAAGGCUCUUUCAACUGCAACUGAUGUUAUCGAACAGCUUAAAGAUAAAGAAGAGAAAUUGACAAUAAAUGUUGAGAAUUUGAGGGCUCGUCAUGAACAAGAUAUGGCAAAUAAUCGUAGACAUAUCGCUGCACUUAACCGAGAGAAAACUGAUCUCUCAAAAACCAUUGAAGACUUAGAAUCUCAAUUGGAAUGUUUAGUAAACGCCUCCAGAAUUAAGAAGAAACCAGGUGUCGCUUCAAAUGAUUUAUAUUAUGACGAAAACGGACAAGUUAUCAACGAUUUAAACGGAACGCAUCCAGGGAUUCCUAUAGCAUUACAGAACAAGAAUUUGAAUGUUGAAGUUGAAACCUUGAAAGCACUUAAUGCUGCAAAUCGUAUGAUUGGUAAUCUUCGUGCUAAUCUUCAAAAAGAAAAGAGUGAAAAAUAUGAAUUAAGGAAACUUUUGGCCGAUAGUCAAGAACAAAUAGAAGCAAUACGUAAUGCGGAAUUUGAUGUCCCCGUUCCUAACAAACGAAGAAUUCAACAAAAGACAUCGAACAUGGGGCUCUCUAAUAUUAUUGAAAAUACAGAACUUUCUAGGGACGAUGAAUUUGGUGAAGACUAUCAACAUAGAGAUGGUUAUUCUAGCGAAGAAUAUACAAUUUAUAGCGAAGAAGAUAUCAUAAAUAAAAGUACUCGUCCAUCAUCGGAUUGGUUUAACACUCGUAGAUCAAACACCUUAUCUAGAAGUUCUAGAACUAGUCGAAUAUCUAGUCAAGCAUCUUCUUUAUUCCAGAAGCGAUCUAGAGCUGAUGAAAGUAUCUCUGAUGUCGAAGAAGAAGAAAACGAAGACAUGAUUGAAACGAAAAUAUCUGAAGCUCCUAAGAUCGACAAAGAUAUUUCUUGUAAAGAUGAAGAAAGUGAAGAAGAUACAGUUAAGGCACAAAGAGCUGAAGCGCUUCGGAAAUUGGACGAAAACAGUUCGACCAGGUCUCGAAUUUCUGUUAAUAAACCUGAAACUCUUGAAGAUAUCUUCGGUAAUUAUCGCAGAGAGUCGAUUGCUCAAAGAAAUGAAGACGAAGAUGCCAGCACGAAUAGAGAUAGUAAAGUUGAAAGCGUUCAUAGAAACGAUAUAGAAAAUUCAACAUAUGAAAAUAUAGAAUAUAGUGAUGAACCUAAAACACCAAAAGAUGAAAAAAUAGACACAUAUACUUCUGAGCAAGCAAACGAAACAAACGUUGAUUCUAAAAGAGAAUCAUCGUCAUCCAAAAGGGAUUCCAAGAGAGGUUCCGAUAUAUCCAAAAGGGACUCCAAGAGAGGAUCAGACUUAUUUAAAAGUGAUUUCAAACGUGUUUCAAGACAUGAUGUUUCUGUAUCGACCUCUGGAGAACCUAUUGCACCUAUCAAGACAUUUAAGGAUGCUGAAGUACAAACAGAACCAACAGAACCAGAAUUGCAACGAAAUUAUUCUAUUUCCAGCAAAUUUACGUUUGGAAAUAGAGAGACAAUGGUUUUUGAAAAUGUUAUACAUAACCCAAAUGAAGACAGUACUUCCACGCACCAGUCAGCUUUAUAUAUACCUGACAACAAUAACAUUGAUAAAAGAUUUACUCUUGACCUGAGUUCAUCAUUGAAUAACCAAAGAGAUAAUAAACCUUCUGCCGACACCAAUAAAAAUGUUGAAGUUAUUGGUUCUCGGGUUAACUCAGAUGAUCGACCUCAUAGCGCCUUGCAAAGUUCGUAUAAACAUCAAGUCAAUAGUUUAGAUCCUCCUCCACGCCCUACGUCUGAACCACUACAAACACCAAUAACACAUAUGCAACGUCCUACAUACGUAGAUUUUGGUCAACAGGCCGGAUCACCAAAAGUUCCUCAUCCUCUUAACGCUCAGGGACAUAGAGGUUCGACUGAUUCAAGUAAUCAUACCAGAGGUGUUAAUGAUAACAGCAUAAAAGAUGCAAACUCUGUAACAACUCGUCAUCGUCAUACAACUAGUUCAGAUUCAAUCUCAUCUGUAAGCAGUAAUUCGUCUUCAAUUGAACCAGUUAGUCACCAAUCAGACUCAUCUUAUGUAGAACCCAGUGGACCAAUGCCCGGACGAUCUGGAACUGAUCCACGUAUUAUUCAAGCAAUAACUCAAACAAUGAUUGGUGAAUACUUAUGGAAAUAUACGCGACGUAAUUUUGGAACUGGCAUUUCAGAAAAGCGGCACAAACGAUUCUUCUGGGUUCAUCCUUAUACAAAGACCUUGUAUUGGAGUAAUAAAGACCCUGGUACUUAUGAACCCGUUGAUCCAAAGUCAAAGAGCGGAAUGUCUUAUUUUGGUAUGUGCAAUAUACAAUGGUCUAAUUUACUAUCAUACAAACGGUUGUUAAAAUGA
Molecule: messenger RNA, 3210 nt
Organism: Racocetra persica
Lineage: Eukaryota; Fungi; Glomeromycota; Glomeromycetes; Diversisporales; Gigasporaceae
Source: the annotation of a GenBank genome assembly